CGAAGCCGUCCAUUUGGCCAUUGUUUAUGCGUGAGAUUUACGUCCGGAAUAUGAUGAAUGGCCUCGGAAUGAACAGCCCUGAGAAGGACAUAGAUACACGCUGCUGUUUUCCUGUUCGUAUGUCAGUCGGGGCGUGACGGUCGAUCCUGCUGGUUUAUGGAGGUCGCAAGGUCAGGCUCAGGAACCGACGGCAUUUCAAGGAGCAAAGACCUUUAAAAGACCCUACGAGGAUGUGGAAGAGCUCCUCCUCCUCCUCCUCCUCCCCCUCCUUCUGCUAUCUGGUGCUCCUCCUCGUCUCUCUCCUUCGCCAGAACGCCGCCCAAACACAAUCUUCAGAAACUGGCAAUGCUCGGAGGUUGUCGCUGCCGAUCCAACCCCAGGAAGGAAAGGCGUGCAGUAAGGUGGAAAACCCAGGCUCAUGGCUCUCCGGCGACAACUGCUGCAGGUGCAAGGCCAACGAAGUGACCUGCCGCCCGAAGCCUCCGAGAUGCCGAGACCCGCCCGCAGACACCACAGGCUGCCGACAGAAGGAGAUCUGCGGCUGCACUGAAUGGAAAUGCAAACCCAACAAGCGAAAGGAAGGCGGUCGUGGCCAGAAGCCUCGACGGAACGGAAGGCGACAGAGGAAAGAGAACAAAAGAAAUAGCGGAACACAAAGAGGAAAACGUCGCGGAAAAGGCGGACGAAGAAGAGGACAACGAAACAGGAACCAAAAGAGAAGAGCCAGAAACAAGCAAGAUAGACCGUCUAGGAAAUUGGAGAUUGAAGGAUCCGCCGGCAAUAGCACCUCUCCUGGAGAAGACGAUGACGACGGCGACUACUACUAUAACGACUACUACUUCGAUGACUACAUGUACCCAGACUACCUCUAUGGCAACAUGUAUGGACUAUCCUGUAGCUGCCACACGACUUGGGUCCAGAAUGGUUUUUAUCACGACGAAUGGUACGACGAUUUUGGUGAUUAUUACUCUUACUACGAAGAUUAUCCUGACGAUGGAUAUGACCUUUUUUACGAUUCCUAUUUUGAAGACGGAGACGAAACGGAAAUGGACGAUGGCUCAAGCAAAGAAUUUGACGCGUUCGAGAGCGAAGACAAGAAAAAACGGAAGAAGGGCAAAAAGCAGAAGGAGAACGAAAAAGGAAGAGGCAAGGAAAGAGGGAAAGGAAAACGCAAGAACGACAACAAGGAGAAGAGGAAACGAGAUAGGAAAAGGGAGCGCAAUGAAGGGAGAAACAGGAAGGAGAAGAGGAAGGUUGUUCAGCACGGAAACAGCAUAAACAAGGAAAAUGGCGACGAAAAGGGAGAUGGGAAACGAGGUCAGUUCAAGAAAAAGAGUCCAGGGAUAAUGGGCCGGGAAAUGCCUGCACGAGGUGAUAUACGUCAGGAAGGAUGGCCAUCUGGAUACCGUGGGCCAUAUGGACUGAAAUUGAAGCCAUUAUCGCUGGGUUUCUCGAAGACGUUGUUGCUAGAAGCAUUGCGAAAUUAUAUGUUUGCAGAAUUCAAUAUCAUUCUGCAAACUUUGUAUGAGAUCUUGCUGUCUUUGUUCGUGUCUGUAUCUCCCUCUCCGGCUGCUUAUUUCUUUGUUUAUCCAGAAGCCUGGUGA
Penaeus indicus is the source of this 1604-nucleotide messenger RNA. RefSeq names its product protein PIF-like. The transcript has 10 exons. The coding region runs from base 231 to 1604 and encodes 457 amino acids. The record is from RefSeq and is a predicted model, not a curated record. NCBI's taxonomy places the organism in Eukaryota, Metazoa, Arthropoda, Malacostraca, Decapoda, Penaeidae.